ACGAACAGUCCCUUACUAAUUAAAACUUGAUUCCGAUAUUUGUUGUGUUUGUCUCAAUGGGCUAUCUGUAGAUGGGUAUCAGCUCUCAGCCAUUCAUACUAGUGUGCAGAACCAGCAAUUCAUACUAGUGUUCAGAACCAGCAAUUUCAUCACUCACUCACUGCUUUUCUUGUUGAAGGAAGGGCCUGAUGGCGGAUGUCGUCGUGAACGUUACUAGCCUACUACAGCUGUUCCAGAAGUGCCUCAAAUGCAGCAGUGAUGCCUGCAGUGUUGCUAUGGAACGCAAGGGACUCCUCUUCCACGUGGUACAGCAGUGCUGGGGCUGUGGCAACACCAGGAACUGGGCGAGCCAUCCUCCAGACCAGCCAGCCCCAGACCACACACCCCCUGACCAGCAGCUCACAGACCCUGACACUUUAGAGAUGGCAGAGGAGCCAGUGGGGUGGGCGUUCAAGGACACAUGCAUGGAGGAGGAGAUUACCGGGGAGGAGGUGGCGGAGGAUGAAGAGGAGGAGGAGGAUGAUGAAGAGGAGGAAGAGGAAGAAAAACAACCAAAAAGAAAGAGGAAAAGAAGGGACAGUGAUGAAGAGUGGACUCCGAAUUUGAGAGAGGUCUUAGAGGCGUCAGAUGAGGAUUCUGAAGGUGUUGAUGAAGGGGAGGAGCAUAUUCUCCAGGUUGCGUGGUGCUGUGACUGUGGAGAGGAGGCCAGUGCCCGCUGCUUCAAGCAGAAACACCUGCAGCGCUACUGCUGCGUUAAGUGCGGCUACAGGGGCGGUGACCAGGAGCUGGACUGCACAGACGGCCAACAAACCCAACGCACCAUCAGCCCAGAGGCCCCUACUGCUGCAGACCAAGAGAGCUCUUGUGAUGUUAGCCAAGCAGCUGAACACGCAUGCAGCCCAGACGCCAACCGCAGUAACAAACAAACUGCUUCCAGUGAUCGUCUUGAAGAUUCCAAUAGCAUUAGUAGUGAAGAGGUCAUCUCUUCUGCCAGCCAGCAUGCCAUCACCAGUAGCAUCCAGGAGGCAACCAGCAAUGGAGUUAAUGAGUUAGGCAGCAGCUGUAGCAUUAGAGAACAGGGUUCUGUGGGCAGCAGCUGUAGCAUUAGAGAACAGGGUUCUGUGGGCAGCAGUGACCACGGAGGCACCAGAAAUGAAAGCCCAGAAGACACCAGCAGUAGAAAUCAGGACAUUAACAUUGCGUCUCAAGUCGAGUCGUCUAACAGCUGCCACCAGGAAACUAGUGCAGCAAAUGAGGAGAGACGGAACCCUCCAAAAUAUGCCGUCUACUUCAAUGAUCCGUACAGCCUACAGACCCAUAUGGAACAGUUACAUGGUGGUAAACGUGAGCUUUGUCCAGACUGUGGCAAAUUCCUCAUCAGGCGGGAUGGCCAGACUGCGCACAUCUGUGAUCACAAAGUGAAGCCGUUCUCGUGUCUGACUUGUGGAAAGCGCUGCAUCAAUGAGGCAGGCCUCCGUCUGCACAGUCAGCUGCACACUGAAGACUAUGUGCUUCCCUGUCAAUGCUGCUACAAGAAGUUCAGGUUCCAGAAAGACAAGCGGGAGCACGAGGAGACCCACAAGGGGGAGAGCCUGAAGUACCGCUGCUCCGAGUGCCCCAAACGGUUUGCAGAUCGCUCCAGUCGUAGUGGUCAUAGGAAGACUCACUGGAAACAUGGCAGGUUCUUCUGCAAAGUUUGUAACAAAGGCUUCCCUGAGCUCUUUAAACUUCAAAGGCACGAGGUGGUACAUACAGGACUGAAGCCCUUCAGCUGUGAGCUCUGUGAUAUGUCCUUCAACCAACGAGGACACCUUAAGUCCCACAUGCGCCUCCACACAGGGGAGAAACCCUUCAAGUGCCAUGACUGUGGGCAGUGCUUCAACCACAAUGUCAGCCUCAAGAACCACAUCCAGCGCAAACAUGGAUCAGGAGCUGAGGGGGGAGAGGGAGAAGAUUGGGGAUGACUGGACCAGGGGAACUGGGUGUGAUGACCAAAAAGAAUAGGUGCCCUAAGGCAACAGGGAAAAGCAAAUUGUAAGAAUUUGGUCGUUAUGUCUUUAUAAUUGUGCCUUGUGGGCACCUUCAUUUCCGUAAAAUUGUAAUACAUGUUUUUUUUUUUUUUCUUCAUCUUGGUUGGGUUCGGAUAACUAGGUGAAAGUAGAACCUUUGUGAGUGUUUGAACAGUACUUGAUGUAAAUUAUUUUAUUGUCCCUGUUGGGACAUUUGUUCUUAGUUCAGUCCUGCAAUUCCACAAAACAUGCAUAAAACAUACAUAAAGACAGAAACCUCUCGCCUACAGCACACCCACAGUUAAGUAUACAGAUAUCACUAAUGGCACAUAUACACACACUAUUGCUGAUAAUGUUGACCCUUUGCACAGUCCCACAUGGCUAACAUAAACAUUAUUACUGUUAAAAACGUAACGCCCUCAUAUGCAGCAAUCAAUUAAAAAAAUAUGUUUUGCUUAUA
This is a messenger RNA of Alosa alosa (allis shad), 2469 nucleotides long. Its product is annotated as zinc finger protein 554-like. Gene Ontology annotation, cellular component: nucleus. The coding region runs from base 189 to 1964 and encodes 591 amino acids. Gene Ontology annotation, biological process: regulation of transcription by RNA polymerase II. The transcript has 2 exons. The record is from RefSeq and is a predicted model, not a curated record. Gene Ontology annotation, molecular function: DNA-binding transcription factor activity, RNA polymerase II-specific; RNA polymerase II transcription regulatory region sequence-specific DNA binding. NCBI's taxonomy places the organism in Eukaryota, Metazoa, Chordata, Actinopteri, Clupeiformes, Clupeidae.